CGGAAAUUUUAAGAGGCGGACGUUGGAAUAUUUGAUCGAAAAUUUAAAUUACUUUCAAGAACGUUUCAAGUCUUUUUGGCAUUUUAUUUAAUACCCGAUCAUCAACUUUCGUUCGCUUCAAUGAUCAAACUAUGGCCAAUUUAAGAUAUGACUCGCAACAACAAUUUAGCCCAACAGAUCGGCGAAGUUGCUGGGUGUGUUUUGCCUCCGAAGACGAUGACCCAAGAACUCAAUGGACGCAUCCUUGUCGUUGCCGUGGUACAGGUCACUGGGUCCAUCAGUCCUGCCUGCAGAGAUGGGUGGACGAAAAGCAGGCUGGAAACUCGUCUGUCUCUGUUCAUUGUCCGCAGUGCAACACCCCAUACCUGAUUGACUAUCCACCACUUGGCGCCUUCCUGACAAUAAUCGAACAUGUGGACGGCAUUAUUAACCGAGUCUGUCCUCUUGCAACCGCUGGAAUUUUAGUAGGUUCUCUGUAUUGGUCGGCAGUCACUUAUGGAGCCAUAACUAUUUUUCAAGUCCUGGGGCGGAAGACGGGUCUUCGUAUUAUGGAAGAGGCUGAUCCUUUGGUUCUGUUUAUUGGUUUACCGACAAUCCCAUUAACUUUAAUUCUCGCUAGGAUGAUAAGGUGGCAGGACUAUGUCCUAAGAGCAUGGAGACAUCUUACACCUGGUAUGACAGUGUUUAAGUAUUUGUUUCCGGAUGAGUCAAUGGAACAUGAUCAGGUGCCGUUGAGACAGCCCUCUGAGGACACAGUUGUCGAUGCUACGUCAGCAACAAGAAUUAUUUGUGGAGCUUUGUCCUUGCCAUCGAUUGCUUUGUUUUGCGGGAAUUUAUUGUUCCAUCAUAGCCCUUCAAGAACUAGAAGAAUAUUCUUGGGUGGACUUGUGUAUGUUCUCACGAAAGGGUGUAUUAAAAUGUACUACAAACAACAACAAUAUACGAGGCAGUCUAAACGAAAAAUCCGAGACUAUCCUGAUGUUUUCUAAACUUGUAUCACAUACCAUAUGGCCAACUCCUCAGUUUAUACACAUUAGACACUAUUAUUGUACUUAAAAUAUUAUUUUAUUAUGCGUAUAGCAUGAUCAAUAAUGCCCUUUUUAUAUUUUGUUUCACUUUGAUUUAUCAGAAGUAGCCAUCCUUGUAAAUUUUGAGUUCUUUUAAAAAUAGAGAAAAGAAAUAAAACCAGUACAUUUUGCA
This is a messenger RNA of Dendronephthya gigantea, 1200 nucleotides long. RefSeq names its product E3 ubiquitin-protein ligase MARCH5-like. The transcript is spliced from 3 exons. NCBI's taxonomy places the organism in Eukaryota, Metazoa, Cnidaria, Anthozoa, Malacalcyonacea, Nephtheidae. Gene Ontology annotation, molecular function: zinc ion binding. The coding region runs from base 132 to 989 and encodes 285 amino acids. The record is from RefSeq and is a predicted model, not a curated record.